Messenger RNA from Necator americanus (New World hookworm), 423 nucleotides. RefSeq lists its product as uncharacterized. NCBI's taxonomy places the organism in Eukaryota, Metazoa, Nematoda, Chromadorea, Rhabditida, Ancylostomatidae. The record is from RefSeq and is a predicted model, not a curated record. Bases 1 to 423 code for a protein of 140 amino acids. The transcript has a single exon.
AUGCCGUCCUAUAUUCUACGAAAUCUCUGUAUGCCAUUUGCUGGGCUGCAGGAAACACGCAUCAGAGAUCGGCCCGUCAUCACCAUAUGUCGGGGGGAUGCUGGUGAGAAGAAAGUAGCUGGUUGCGCGAUAGCAGUGAGAAACGCCUACAACAACCUGGUGGAAGAGUUUGGCUCAACGUCGUAUAGAUGGGCCUUCGCACGGCUGCGGGAUCGUAAACUCUGGAUCGCAAGUCCCUAUACACCCGCGGAAUCCGCUGCGGCAACCAAGGGCGUUUUCUAUGAAGAAGUCAAUGCGUUGAUGUCUAAAAUACCCAGCCAACGAGUGGUCAUUGCUGGAAACGACGAAAAUGCGAAGAUAGAACACCAAUCCGACGUCCGAAGAAAACAGUAUUAUGCACUGGAUUCCACAUCAGAUAAAUAA